This is a messenger RNA of Rhineura floridana, 2645 nucleotides long. RefSeq lists its product as uncharacterized. The coding region runs from base 264 to 2513 and encodes 749 amino acids. NCBI's taxonomy places the organism in Eukaryota, Metazoa, Chordata, Lepidosauria, Squamata, Rhineuridae. The record is from RefSeq and is a predicted model, not a curated record. Gene Ontology annotation, molecular function: DNA binding. The transcript has 4 exons.
UUCCAUUACAUUUGGCAAGUAACGGAACGACUAGUAAUUUCCCUACUUUUCAGCUGCAACUUUAACGUUUCCACGUUAGGUUGGACGUUACUUGGGGGCGGGAACAAGGGGAAGUCAGCUCCUGGCUGUGAUUGGUUAACACAAGACAUGUGCCUCACACUGAUUGGACUUCUGCGCAGACUGUCUCUUCCCUUGUGAUCUGUGUUAGGAGGCAUGAGGGAAGAGGUGAAUAGGCAGGGCCUGCUAGCGUCUGAGAGGAAAAAAUGGACGCCGGAGGAAAAAGCCAGGGCAAGGACAACGGAGGAGAAGGCAGCAGCAGAAUGGUAAAGAGCUGUGGAGAGACGCCUGUUGCAGGUUUUGCUGCUGAGAGCAGCAGUCAGUUAGUGCGGCCACUUGAGUCACAGCUUGUUGAUCCUGAGGAGGCAAAACUAGAAAGUGAGGUUCAGAAAGGAGGCCCUGUGCAUGAGGAGGAGGAGGAGGGCAUGAAGCAGUGCCAGUUGCCCACAGCCACAUCUGCAGAACAGCAAGUACCAUGGUUUGGCUUUGAGAAAGCUUGUACAUUUGUGAGCCAGAGUGGGAAAAAUGUUGUUGUACGAUGCAAUUACUGCCUUCCAAGGAUCAAAAAUCUGAGAUCAGCUGUUUCCUCCUCAUCCAAUGUGAAGAAACAUUUUGAGAGGGCACACCCUGAGAAUCUGAGAGCAAUUGAAGAAGCAAUAAAGGCAAGGAGAUGCGGCCUUCCUGAACCAAUGCAUGACACCCCUCCUCCCAAAAUGCUGAAGCAGCAGCAGACAACACUUGAGAGGUGGGGAUCUGGCAGGGAGCCUGUCACCCAGAGCAAUCUCGACAGGAGAAUCAUUGAUUUCAUUGUAGAGGAGACAUUACCACUUCUGACUGUGGACAAACCAUCAUUCAUUAAUCUGGUUCGCAUUGGACUCCCCAAAGAUCUCACCAUCAUAUGUGCCAAGACUCUGAGAGACAGAAUUGAGAAGAGAGCAUGCCACAUGAGAGAAACUCUUGCAAACCGAAUGGGUGCUGUGGCAUAUAUAGCAACCACUGCAGAUUGUUGGACCAAUGGCAAGAAGAGUUACUUUGGGGUAACAGCCCACUGGAUCAACCCAACUACCCUGAAACGUGAGGUCGGGGCCUUGGCUUGUAAGCGUCUGAAGGGGCGCCAUACAUACGAUGUCCUUUCAAAAGCACUGCAUGAUGUACAUGUGCAGUACAGGAUCCACAACAAAGUUAUGUGCACUACUACAGACAAUGGCUCCAACUUUGUGAAAGCGUUCAGAGUUUUCAUGGCCAAAGAACCAGUGGAAGCUGCAGGCACCAGUGACGAUGAUGGUGAUAACCAGGAGGAGGAGGAGGCUGAGGUGGAGUUUGUGCCUAUCUGUGAGAUCCUGGAUACAGGACCUGAGGCAGAGGAAGAAGCUGCAGACUCAGGAGAGGAUUUUGUUUUACCACCACACCAGAGAUGUGCUAGCCACACCCUCAACCUUGUGGCAACACAAGACAUAGAGGCCAUGCUUUCUGACUCCUCCAAAAGUAGUCUUCUUGGUCCUUUCAAGAAACAGUUUCGUUCCUUGAUGGGAAAGUGCAGCAAGUUGUGGUCCAAGCAGAACCAGUCAGCCCAGAUUGCUGAGUAUAUCCGUGCGCAAUGUGGUGUGUAUCUGAAGGUACCAAAUAAGACCAGGUGGAAUUCCACCUUUGAUGCGUUGAAGCAACUACAUGAGCUCCUGUCAACUGUGCCACUAAAAAUGCAUGCCAUAAUGGACCGCUGCUCCUUGUCCAGGAUCACAGCUGCUAAGAUUGAAGUGGUACAGGAAUACACAGAGAUUAUGGAGCCACUAGCCCAGUCCCUAGAUAUCCUGCAACGGGAGAACGGCAUGUUCAUGGGGUAUUUGCUACCAACGCUCUGCAAUCUGGACCGCAAGUUAGAAGGACUGGAAAACAAACCUGAGAGGUACACAUACUGUUUUCAGCUGCUGAGAGGUGUGCGCGAAGCCCUAAGAAAGCGGUUUGCAGCUAUCUGGGAGGACAAGAGGCUUCUUCUGGCAGCCUGCCUACACCCUCGCUUCAAACUAGAUUGGCUGGAAUCGUGUCAGGCCACCACCCAUACCAACAAAUACACAAUGGAAGCCUUGUUGAAAGCUGAAAUAAAGAUGGGUGUACUUAAUGAGGACAGUGAUCAGUCUUCAGAUAAAGACCAGGAAGGAGAUGACUUAGAAGAUGACUUCUUUAACUUUCUGCCCCAGGGCAAGAAGUCAGCAGUGGACACUGCUGAGGAGGAACUGGUGAGGUACCUGAGGUCUCCCAGCAGGGAAGUGUCAUCACUCCAUGGCUUUCCACGUGUGCUGCGGUGUUUUUUGCAGCACAACACAGGCAUACCUUCAAGCGCCGCAGUAGAACGCCUGUUCAGUACUGGUGGCAAUGUAAUGACUGUAAAAAGACAUUCCUUGUCUGACAUGCUCUUUGAGCAUCUUGUUCUUUUGAGACAUAACAGAAACAUAUUAUAAAAGCGUUUCAAGUGUAAAAUUUGAUUUCAAGAGUUGGGGUAUCUUCAUUGCUUGGGGGGAUGUGAGAUUCUGUUAUGCCAUUAUGUUAAUCUUAUGGAUAAUUUUUUUUAUUCUACUACCCCCUGUGUGUGU